Messenger RNA from Larimichthys crocea (large yellow croaker), 3120 nucleotides. It is a transcript of the gene fut7, whose product is annotated as fucosyltransferase 7 (alpha (1,3) fucosyltransferase). The transcript is spliced from 4 exons. Gene Ontology annotation, cellular component: membrane. NCBI's taxonomy places the organism in Eukaryota, Metazoa, Chordata, Actinopteri, Sciaenidae. Gene Ontology annotation, molecular function: alpha-(1->3)-fucosyltransferase activity. The record is from RefSeq and is a predicted model, not a curated record. The coding region runs from base 368 to 1450 and encodes 360 amino acids.
GCAGUGUGUUGAGGGAGGGGAAGGAAAGAAGAGAGGGUGGGAGCGUCUAACACGAUGCAGAGCUCAAAUUAUGUGCAUAAAUCUUUUAGAGAGCACACCUCAGCUUCCUUAAAAGGGCCUGCGCUUUUGGUUUUUAAACGCCUCGAGCUCAUCAUCAGGUUCCAACCAGCAGCAAACGAAAAUGGUAUCAGUGGUGACUGAGAACAGAGAACAGAGCACUCAUCUUGUGAUCAGAAAAAAAAAAGUCAAACUUACAAGAGGGUUUCUUGAACCGUGGCUGAGCAGCAACAUGUCAUGGUCUCUGAUUUGAGUGGGUGUUGAGGCAUCUUCAUACUCACAGGAGUCACAGGCUGAGUUGACAUGCCUGAUGGGUUGUGAUAACACUAAAAAGACUGCACUCUGCUUGAAGAAAUGCCUCCUCUUUCUCAGUGUUUUAUCGACGGUGUCGCUUAUAUUCAAUGGAUUACUAAGAGAGCCCAAGGCAAUCACAAAUCUCUCCACCUUCUCAAACUGGAGAAACAAUAGAAAUGUCACCAUCCUGCUGUGGCAUUGGCCUUUUGGUAGGAAACUCAGCCUAGAAGGUGAUGUGUGCUGGGACCGCUACCGUAUCCCUCACUGUAGACUUGUGGUACAGCGUGCUUUGUUCCCCUCAGCUGAUGUGGUGGUGUUCCACAACAAGGAGCUGGCACAAGGCCGCCAAAAGCUGCCCACUGACCUUCCACGACCGCAGGGCCAAAGGUGGGCCUGGAUGUCUCUCGAGGCUCCUGCUUCAAAUGGAAACUUACACCAGUAUGCAAAUAUCUUCAACAUGACUAUUACCUAUAGGAGGGAUGCUGAUGUCACUAUACCCUACGGCGAGCUAAUACCAAAGGAAGAUGAAGGACAUCUGGUGGAUGACAUCCCUCUGAAUAAGACCUUUCUGGUCUGUUGGGUGGUCAGCAACUACAGGAACGAGCACAAGAGAAGCCAGGUGUUCAAAGAGCUUAAUGCCACAGUUUUUGUGAAGGUUUAUGGUCGUUGGACAAAGACACGCCUCCACUCUAGAGCCCUCCUACCUACAAUCUCUCACUGCUACUUCUAUUUGGCUUUUGAGAACAUAUUUACCAAAGAUUACAUCACAGAGAAACUCUGGAGGAACGCCUACCAAGGUGGGGCAGUGCCUGUCGUCGUAGGACCACAAUUAGGUGAUUACAAAGCUGUGGCUCCGGCUAAUUCAUUCAUCCAUGUUGAUGAGUUUGCAUCAGUUAAAGACUUAGGGAAGUACCUACAACAGCUUGCAAAGGACAAGAAACGCUACAGUGAAUAUUUCACCUGGAAACAUCAGUGGAAAGUGAAGCUGUACACAGACUGGAGGGAGAGACUGUGUAAGAUCUGCUCACAGUACAACAGUUUACCUCAGCACAAAGUUUACUCAGACCUAGAAGCCUGGGUCAAUGCUAUUAAUACUUGAACUUGUAUAGGUGUGGUUAAUUUUUCGCUGAUUACUUGUAAAUUUGACCACAUUUCCGUUACAUUUAGCAGAAAAUCAUGACCUCAAUUUUUGCAUUAGGACUCAUCUGCCUUUAUUUUGCUUCUGUAUGUAUAUACACAAAUGUAAAUAUUAUACAUCUAAUAUGAAUAAGAAUAAUAGUUGGAAAGGUUGGAAGCAAACAGAAACACAGAUGAAAGAAAUGGGAGAAAAUUAGAAGGAAAGAAAUUAAAAUAUUUCCAAAAAAUCUGAAGAAUGUAGUAUUUAAAUGUAGGGAACGUUGUUGGAGGAACAUGCACUGUAUGACCAAGGAAUUUAAAUCCCUAGCACUUUACACCUGACUACGUUCAUGUUGAAUCAUUGAAGAGUUUUAAUUCAUCUUUGACAGUUGAGGUUUUAGCACAAAGAACAAAACUAAUAAGUAAAAAAUAAAAAAUAUGCAUUUGGAUGCAUUUUAAAUGAAAAAGUUGUCCUCGGAAGAUUCCAGUAACAUGGAAAUUUGUUUACCAAAGGAAGAAAGCACAGAAGGUCAAAUGAACCAGCUAACUAACAUUGUUGUGAUUGCAUUUCCAGUGCUAAAUGUAAUGAAGGUUGAAAAUUCAGCACAUCAUAAAGCAAGCAUUGAUGUAUGUAUUGUACAAUAUGUAGUAUUGGUGUUGAAUGGGUGAUAUCAAAAAAGUAUUUUUAAUGCCUUUAUAGUUUGGUCUGACAAAUUGACUUAUGUUCAUUUUAUGUCAAUCUUCCUUUGCAAAUAAAAAAACUUUUCACUUAAGUUAACUGUCAGUUUCAUUUUAGGGAAGACCUCCAAAUAAAUCUCUUGUGAUACACGAGUAAUCAAGUUGUUUGACUUGAGAGCAGGCCUGUUAUUAAACUGCACAACAAAAGAGAAUUUAGCAUCUUCGGGCGGAUAAAGGUUUUACUGGAAAAAACAAAAAAAAACAAAAAACAUUCAGCAGUUUGCACAUGUCUCAACACAUCAACAUUAAGUCAUUUAUACUAGAUGCAGAGAUACAUUUAAGGUUCAGGGUGUUUUGAUUGAAAACAUCGUGGCUAACAUUUCAAUAAAUUAUAAUUUAAUCCAUUUACAAUCUGUUGAAAAAAAUGUUACAUUAAAAACUACCGGUUAGAGUCUAAUAGUUAGAAUUGCACUGGUAAAUGUGUCAGUAAAAUUCUUCACACUAAGUUAACUCAGGGAUAAGGGAUUGCUUCAGUGUUUUAUACUGACAGCUUUAGUCCUGCAAAUAAAUUCAUGUUCACUUAAGGGACUCCUAAGUCACACUGAGGUGUAGUCAAGAUGUGACAAUGACAUUUAAUGUCUCUCCUAAAACUUAAAAAUCAGUGAAAACCAUUUUUUUCCUCAAAAGACCAGACGAGAGAAGACUCCAGUGAGCACCCAAACUUUUAGUAUCGAGCGUUAUUCAACAUUUCAUAGACAAAAAACCCCUUUACAAUAAAAACAAAAUGAAGUAUUGAAAUACAAUUUGGCUGCUGUAGCCUUAACUUGGUAGCAUAAUUGAUCCAAGUCAUGUCAGACUUCAUCUCUCUAUUCACUUGAGACAUUGAGAAAAUAUUGACAGUGUGCAAUUGGCAGAAUUAGCAGCUAAGACAUUUGUGAUUAGUCACUCAAUAUUAAACACAAAAAGAAAAAAAAA